Sorex araneus (European shrew) is the source of this 12801-nucleotide messenger RNA. RefSeq names its product PKHD1 like 1 (gene PKHD1L1). Bases 1 to 12756 code for a protein of 4251 amino acids. The transcript is spliced from 78 exons. The record is from RefSeq and is a predicted model, not a curated record. NCBI's taxonomy places the organism in Eukaryota, Metazoa, Chordata, Mammalia, Eulipotyphla, Soricidae.
AUGGCUCACCUGUGGCUCCUGGGCACCUGGAGCAUCUGGGGGCUGCUUCUGGGCAGCGCCGCCCCGCGCACAGAUGGUUCUAAAGUAAUUCCCAAAGUCACAGAAAUAAUACCCAAGUAUGGCAGCAUAAAUGGAGCAACAAGGCUGACUAUCAAAGGAGAAGGUUUUGCUCAGGCCAAUGAAUUUAACUACGGAGUUGAUAAUGCUGAAAUGGGAAACAGUGUACAAUUAGUUUCUUCUUUUCGAUCAAUUUCUUGUGAUGUAGAAAAAGAUUCCAGUCAUUCAACUCAAAUUACGUGCUAUACCAGAGCAAUGCCAGAGGAUUCCUACACUGUGAGAGUCAGUGUGGAUGGGGUUCCUGUUACAGAAAAUAAUACCUGCAAAGGUCACAUCAACAGCCAUGCAUGCAGCUUCAAUGCAAAAAGCUUCAGAACCCCUACAAUAAGGAGCAUCACUCCUUUAUCUGGAACUCCAGGUACUUUAAUAACAAUCCAAGGCAGAAUCUUCACUGAUGUCUAUGGAAGCAAUACUGCACUGAGCUCAAAUGGGAGAAAUGUGAGGGUUUUGAGAGUUUAUGUCGGAGGUAUGCCCUGUGAACUUCUCAUUCCACAGUCAGAUCAUUUAUAUGGUCUAAAGUUAGACAAUCUCAGUGGAGACAUGGGUUCUAUGGUUUGUAAGACAACUGGAACUUAUAUUGGUCAUCACAAUGUCAGCUUCAUCUUAGAUAGUGAUUAUGGGCGGAGUUUCCCAGAGAAAAUGGCAUAUUUUGUUUCUGCUCUCAAUAAAAUUUCAAUGUUUCAAACAUAUGCAGAGGUCACUAUGAUUUCCCCUUCAAAAGGAAGCCUUCAAGGUGGCACUACCCUGACAGUCAGCGGGCAGUUCUUUGAUCAGACCGAUUUCCCAGUACGAGUGCUUAUUGGAGGUCAAGCCUGUGAGAUCUUGAAUGUCACAGAAGAGAACAUAUACUGCAAGACACCCCCUAAACCCGAUCAUCUGAGAACUAUGUAUCCAGGUGGGAGAGGCCUAAAGCUAGAGGUGUGGAAUAACAGCCGGCCAGCGCAUUUGGAAGAGAUACUUGAAUACAAUGAAAAAACUCCUGGGUACACAGGUGCCAUUUGGGUCGAUUCGGCUUCCUAUAUUUGGCCCAUGGAACAUGACAUGUUUGUUGCACGUUUCAGUGGAUUUUUUGUGGCUCCAGAUUCUGAUAUUUAUAGAUUCUACAUCAAAGGUGAUGACCGUUAUGCUAUUUAUUUCAGCCAUACUGGAGUUCCAGAAGAUAAGGUGAAGAUCGCAUAUCAUUCUUCCAAUGCCAACAACUAUUUUUCCAGUCCAACACAAAGCUCAGAUGACAUUCAUCUUCAGAAAGGAAAAGAAUACUAUAUUGAAAUCCUGCUACAGGAGUUCAGGCUAAGUGCUUUUGUUGAUGUUGGAUUGUACCAGUCUAAAAAUGUCUAUACUGAACAACAAACAGAAGAUGCAGUAAAUGAAGAACAAGUUGUCAAAUUCCAGUCAACAAUAGUUGAAGAAGUACAGGUUAUAACAUUGGAAAAGUGGGAAACUACUGAUUCUACGAAGGAAGUUCAGAAGAUCACAGUGACCAGCCCAUGUUUAGAGUCUCAUUCAUGUUCACUCUACCAAUACAGAUUAAUCUAUAAAAGGGAAAAAACUGUCUUGAUACCUGCUGAUGCUUCUGAUUCCACACUGCAGUCAGCCUUAAAUGACCUCUGGUCUAUAAAACCGGAUACAGUUCAAGUAAUAAGGACACAAAAUCCUCAAAGCUAUGUUUACACAGUGACCUUUUUAUCCACUAGAGGAGAUUUUGACAUGCUUGGUUAUGAAGUGUUUGAAGGAAACAAUGUCACAUUAGAUAUUACAGAACAAACCAAAGGAAAACCCAGUUUGGACACGUUCACACUGAACUGGGAUGGGAUUUCUUCAAGGCCUCUUACUCCCUGGUCAUCAGAAGCUGAAUUUCAGGAAGCAAUAGAAGAAAUGGUUACUACUAAGUGUCCACCACACAUUUCUCAUUUUGAAGAAGGAUUUGCUGUGAAGUACUUCAGAGAUUAUGAAGCAGAUUUUAAUCUGGAACAUAUUAAUAGAGGACAGAAGACAGCUGAGACUGAUGCUUACUGUGGUCGUUAUUCCCUGAAAAACCCAGCUGUUCUUUUUGACUCAGCAGAUGUUAAAGCCAACAGCCUACCAUAUGGAAACAUUUUAUUAUUUUCUUAUAAUCAGUUAUGUUUAGCAUACAAAGGAUUCCUGGAAAAUUAUAUUGGCCUAAAAUUCCAGUACCAAGACAAAAAGAAGAUUACUAGAAGUAUUGAUGAACAAUUUGCAUAUAACUUUGCUUAUGGGAACAACUGGACCUAUACUUGCAUAGACCUUAUGGAUCUCAUACAAACCAAAUACUCUGGGACAAAUUUUUCUCUUCAGAGGAUUAAUUUACAGAAAACAUCUGAAUCACAGUCCUUCUAUGUGGAUACAGUAUACAUAGGUCAAAUAUCUACGAUCUCAACUUGGGACGAAAUGCCAAAGAGAAGACUUCCAGCCCUAGCAGAUAAAGGAAUAUUUUUAAAGAACUUCCAGGUGAAUCAAACCAAAAUUAAUGGGCCAACAAUGGCUAGCCAGUAUUCCAUCACCAUGACUUCAUACAAUUGUAGUUAUAACAUCCCCAUGAUGGCUGUGGCCUUUGCACAGGCGAUCACAAAGGAGACAGAGAAUGAGUCUGUUUACAGAGGAAAUAAUUGGCCUGGGGAGGCAAAGAUUCGUGUUCAGAGAGCUCAAGCAGCAUCUCCCCCACUAAGUGGCAGCUUUGACAUUCAAGCUUACGGACAUGUUCUCAAAGGCCUUCCUGCCGAUGUUUCAGCUGCAGAUUUGCAGUUUGCCCUCCAGAGCCUGGAAGAAGUGGGACAAGUCUCAGUUACACGAGAGGGCACCUGCGCUGCCUACUCCUGGAACAUCACAUGGAGAAGCACAUGUGGGAGGCAGAAUAUUCUACAGAUUAAUGAUUCUAACAUUAUUGGAGAGAAUGUUAAUGUGACAGUCCUAAAGAUAAAGGAAGGAGGAUUAUUUAGACAACGCAUACUUGGAGACCUACUUCAUAUACCCAGCCAAGAACCACAGGUUGAAGUCUAUGUCAAUGAAAUUCCUGCUAAAUGUUUAGGUGACUGUGGAUUUACAUGGGAUCCUCUAGUGACUCCUUUAAUCUCUAGUACCAGCCCUUCUCAAGGGUCCUAUGAAGAAAAUACAGUUCUAACUAUAUUAGGCUCUGGAUUUUCUCCUAGUUCAUCGGUAUCAGUCUCAGUUGGAACAAACAGUUGCCCUCUUAUUUCUGUGAAUGAAAAUGUGAUCCAGUGCCAGAUUCAGACAGGAAGUGCUGGACUUUUCCCAGUGGUGGUAUUUAUUGCUGAUGUUGGAAUCGCUCAGAACAUUGAGGGGGAGAUAUUCCGCUUCAUGUAUCAGAGUAACAUCUCACACAUCUGGCCUGCUUCUGGAAGCCUUGCUGGUGGUACUCUUCUGACUAUCUCUGGAUUUGGCUUUAGUGAAAAUUCACAAGUAUUGGUUGGCACUGAAACCUGCAUUGUGAUCGAAGGGAACUUGAAUAGGAUAACCUGCAGAACACCAAAAAGAACUGAGGGUACAGUUGAUAUUUCAGUUAUUACCAAUGGAUUUCAAGCCACAGCAAAGGAUGCCUAUAGUUAUAAUUGUUUACAGACUCCAGUUAUAACUGACUUUAGCCCAAAAGUGCGGCCGAUACUAGGAGAUGUUAAUCUUACAAUAAAGGGUUAUAAUUUUGGAAAUGAACUGACACAAAAUAUAGAGGUGUAUGUUGGAGAAAAGCCCUGCAAGAUUCUUCACUGGAACUUUACAGAUGUUAGAUGCCUUUUGCCCAAGUUGUCUCCUGGAAAACAUGAUAUCUAUGUGGAAGUCAAAGAAUGGGGCUUCGCAUCAGCAAGAGACAAGUUAAAUGCUUCUGUACAGUACAUUUUGGAAGUGACCAAUGUGUUUCCACAGAGAGGCUCUUUAUAUGGUGGAACUGAAAUCACUAUUAUAGGUUCAGGAUUCAGCACAAUUCCGGCAGAGAACUCUGUGCUCUUAGGAUCCUUCCCUUGCAAUGUGACAUCAUCCUCUGAAAAUGUCAUUAAAUGUAUUCUCGGUUCAACAGGGAAUAUAUUUAGGAUUACCAACAAUGGGCAAGAUCCAGUCCAUGGAUUAGGUUAUGCCUGGUCACCUUCAGUGCUAAACGUCUCUGUGGGAGAUACAGUGAUUUGGCAUUGGGAAGCACAUCCAUUUCUGAGGGGAAUAGGAUACAGAGUUUUCUCCGUUUCCAGUCCUGGGAGUGUGGUUUAUGAUGGCAAAGGAUUUACAAAUGGAAGAGAAAAAUCUGCAUCAGGCUCAUUUUCUUACCAGUUUACUUCACCUGGACUCCAUUACUACAGCAGCGGCUACGUGGACGAGAUGCAUUCAGUGUUCCUCCAAGGCGUCAUUAUGGUUUUACCAGCUCAAACCAGACAGGUUCCUCUGCACGUGUCUGUGGAUAGCACCGAAGCAACUUUUGCUCAGGGUAAACCUAUGGCUUUACACCCAGAAAGCUCUGCAGCAAGCUGCAUGGCAGUGGAACCCCAGUGUGACCCAGGCAAUGCCAGGGUUCAAAAUUCAAGCAAGCUUGUCUUUGAGCUCUCGAGUUGUUCUUCACCCUCUAUAAACAACAUUACCCCAACUGUCGGAACCCUAAAUGAGCUGAUAACAAUUUCUGGUCAUGGUUUCAGUAAUCUCACAUGUGCCAAUAAGGUUACAAUUGGAAGAUACCCUUGUGUUGUAAAAGAAAGCAGUGCAGAUUCCAUUGUGUGUCAUAUUGACCCUCAAAAUUCAAUGGACGUUGGCAUCAGAGAAAUUGUCUCUGUAACUGUCUACAACCUGGGCACUGCUAUAAGCACACCAUCCAUUGAAUUUGAUCGGCGAUUUGUUCUUUUGCCAAAUAUUGACACGGUAUUGCCAGAUGCAGGAUCAAUUACAGGAAUGACAAAAGUGACCAUCAGAGGCUCUGGAUUCGCAGUGUCCUCUGAGGGUAUAGAAGUCCUUAUGGGUUAUUUUCCAUGCCAAGUUCUAUCUGUGAAUUACACAACCAUUGAAUGUGAGACAUCUCCUGCUCCCCAACAACUGGUUAAAGUCACUCUUCUAGUGCAUGGGGUGCCUGCUGAGUGUCAGGGGAACUGCAGCUUUUCAUAUUUAGAGAGUAUUACUGCUCUUAUCACAAGAAUCACCCCAGACUCUAUCCUGGGGCCUGUAAACGUUCUUAUUGAAGGAGAAGGCUUUGGCACCGUUUUGGAAGACAUCACUGUUUUCAUUGGCAACCAGCCAUUCGGAGCAGUGGAGGUCAACGAGAAUAACAUCACUGUCUCCGUAACUCCUCUCCCAGCUGGGUUCCAUGCUCUUCGUGUUGUGGUGGGCUCUACAGGCUUGGCCCUGGGAAACCUUACCGUCAGCAGCCCGGCCAUAGCAUCUGUCACACCUGCUUCUGGGAGCCUUGGUGGAGGAACCAUUUUGGUCAUCACGGGAAAUGGUUUUACUCCAGGAAACACCACGGUGACUGUUGGAAAUGACCCUUGUCAAAUGAUUUAUGUCAACUUGAGUGAAAUCCACUGCCACAGUCCAGCAGGGGCAGCUGGAAGUGCCAGUGUGAAGAUCACUGCAAAUGCAGUUGCUUACCCACCUCUGCUGUUUACCUAUACCUUGGAGGACACUCCUUUUCUCAGAGAAAUUGUCCCAAAUAAAGGUCCACCAGGAACUGAAAUUCAGAUCACUGGAUCUAAUUUUGGUGUAGAUGCCUUGGACAUUUCAGUGGUGAUAGAUGGUGUUCCGUGCACUGUAAUGAAGCUCAAUGAUAGUGUCCUUCACUGUCUUGCUGGAGACCAUCCUGGUGGUGUGUUUCCUGUUCUGAUGCAUCAUGGGAAAAAAGGCUCUGCUGUGUCAACAGUUACAUAUGAGUACCCACUUACCAUUCAAAAUAUUCAACCAAGCCAAGGAAGCUUUGGAGGUGGCCAGACCCUGACUCUGACAGGCAGUGGGUUCAGUCCACAAAAUUCUGUCGUGUCAGUAUGUGGCUCAGCGUGUACAGUGGACAGACUUAACUCAGACAGCACAACACUUGUAUGUAAAAUUCCACCUCAUCAUGGUGAGGGACCGGCGCAAGCCUGUGAAGUGACUGUGGCCAAUGGGAAGGAUCUGUCCCAGUCUCCUGCCCUUUUUACGUAUUCCGCAUCCCUGACGCCGUUCAUCAGUGCAGUAUCUCCCACGAGAGGCACCACAGCUGGGGGAACCAGGCUGACAGUGGAAGGAACCGGCUUCAGUGAAAAUAUGCAGGAUGUCCUGGUCAUGAUAGGUAAAGCCAAAUGUGAUGUUGAAUAUUCCAACAAGACAUGUAUCAUCUGUGUGACAAGUGUCCACAUGUCUUCAGGGGAGGUGCCAGUGCAUGUCAACAUCAGAAGCAGUGGGCUGGCCAGAGUGGACGAUGCCUACUUCAGCUAUGUUGAUGUGUGGUCGUCCAGCUUAUCCUGGGGAGGAAAAUCUCCCCCUGAGGAAGGGUCACUAGCUGUUAUCACAAAAGGACAAACCAUUUUAUUGGAUCAAAAUACCCCUGUCCUGAAAAUGUUGCUUAUUCAGGGUGGAACUCUAAUUUUUGAUGAAGCUGACAUCGAACUCCAAGCAGAAAAUAUUCUAAUUACGGAUGGAGGCAUUCUUCAGAUUGGGACAGAAGCAUCCCCAUUUCAACACCAGGCCAUCAUUACCUUGCACGGGCACCUCCGGUCUCCUGAACUCCCAGUGUAUGGCGCCAAAACAUUAGCAGUGCGAGAAGGGACCCUGGAUCUGCACGGUCUUCCAGUUCCUGUGAUCUGGACUCGUUUGGCUCAGACUGCAAAGGCUGGGGAAAAGACUUUGAUUUUACAAGAAGCAGUGACAUGGAAAGCAGGAGACAAGAUUGUAAUUGCAAGCACUGGGCACAGGCACAGUCAACGAGAGAAUGAAAAAAGGACCAUUGCAUUUGUAUCUGCUGAUGGCAUAAACAUUACACUGGCUGAUCCACUAAAUUACACACACUUAGGCAUUACUGUCACUCUCCCUGAUGGAACACUGUUUGAAGCAAGGGCAGAGGUUGGAAUUCUUACAAGAAAUAUUUUGAUAAGAGGAUCCAAUAACAUGGAAUGGGAUAACAAAAUUCCAGCAUGCCCAGAUGAAUUUGACACAGGUGAAUUUGCCACACAGACAUGUUUCCAAGGAAAGUUUGGAGAAGAAAUAGGAAGUGACCAGUUUGGAGGUUGCAUAAUGCUUCAUGCUCCUAUGCCUGGAGCUAACAUGGUAAUUGGAAGAAUAGAAUAUGUGGAGAUAACUCACGCUGGCCAGGCUUUCCGAUUGGGACGAUAUCCAAUACACUGGCAUCUGCUUGGAGACUUACAAUUUAAAUCUUAUGUGAAGGGUUGUGCAAUUCACCAGACCUAUAACAGAGCUGUUACUAUCCAUAACACACAUCACCUUCUCGUUGAGAGAAAUAUUAUCUAUGAUAUUAGGGGAGGAGCCUUUUUUAUAGAAGAUGGUAUUGAACAUGGCAAUAUCUUGCAAUAUAACUUGGCAAUAUUUGUCCAGCAAAGUACCAGUCUUUUGAACGAUGAUGUCACUCCCGCUGCAUUUUGGGUCACCAACCCAAACAAUACCAUACGACACAAUGCAGUUGCCGGAGGCACUCACUUCGGUUUUUGGUAUCGAAUGAACAAUCACCCCGACGGACCAUCAUUUGACCGAAACAUUUGCCAAAAAAGAGUUCCUCUUGGAGAAUUUUUUAACAACACUGUUCAUUCUCAAGGCUGGUUCGGAAUCUGGAUAUUUGAAGAAUAUUUUCCCAUGCUAACAGGAUCUUGUACUUCGACAGUACCGAUACCUGCAGUAUUUCACUCACUCACAACUUGGAAUUGUCAGAAAGGGGCCGAGUGGGUCAACGGAGGUGCCCUUCAAUUCCAUAACUUUGUGAUGGUAAAUAAUUACGAGGCUGGCAUCGAGACCAAGAGGAUCCUGGCUCCUUUUGUUGGAGGAUGGGGUGAAACCAGUGGGGCAAUGAUUAAAAAUGCCAAAAUUGUUGGUCAUCUUGAUGAGCUGGAAAUGGGGUCCACGUUUUGCACCAUGAAAGGUCUGAUUCUCCCAUUCAGUGAAGGUUUGACUGUAUCCUCUGUGCGCUUCAUGAACUUUGACCGUCCCGGCUGUGUAGCUUUGGGAGUGACAUCUAUCACUGGGGUUUGUAAUGAGAGAUGUGGAGGCUGGAGCGCAAAAUUUGUGAAUAUCCAAUAUUUUCACGCUCCCAACAAGGCUGGCUUCCGGUGGGAGCAUGAAGUGGUACUCAUUGAUACUGAUGGUUCACUUACAGGUCACAAAGGACAUACCGUCAUUCCAUACAGCCCCUUGCUGGACCCAUCUCACUGCACUCAAGAGGCCGAGUGGAGCAUUGGCUUCCCUGGGGCUGUUUGCGAUGCCUCCGUCAGCUUCCACCGUUUAGCAUUCAACAAGCCAUCCCCAGUGUCUUUGCUUGAAAAGGAUGUGGUUCUCUCAGACUCUUUUGGUACAAGUAUUGUUCCCUUUCAGAAGAAACGGCUGACACACAUGGCUGGUUGGAUGGCUCUGAUACCCAAUGCCAAGCACAUAAACUGGUACUUUAAAGACGUAGAGCACAUAACCAACAUAUCAUAUACUUCCACAUUCUAUGGAUUUAAAGAAGAAGACUAUGUAAUCAUAUCCCAUAACUUCACUCAAAACCCUUACAUGUUUAAUGUUAUUGAUAUGAGGAAUGGCUCUACAAAUCCGUUGGAUUGGAACACGAGCAAGAAUGGAGACUGGCACCUUGAAGCAAACACCAGUACUCUAUAUUAUAUGGUGUCAGGUCGAAAUGAGCUUCCUCAGAGCCAGCCCAUUUCUGGCACUUUGGACCCUGCUGUGAAGGAUGUUGUGAUUAAUUUCCAAGCUUACUGCUGCAUUCUCCAGGAUUGUUUUCCUGUACAUCCCUCAGCAAGGAAACCAAUUCCCCGGACACGACCAGCCACGUAUAACUUAUGGUCAAAUGAUUCUUUUUGGCAAUCGUCUCCUGAAAAUAAUUAUACUGUACCUCAUCUAGGAGCAAAUGUGAUUAUUCCUGAAGGAACAUGGAUUGUCGCUGAUACAGAUAUCCCACCAAUGGAAAGACUCAUUAUUUGGGGGGUUCUAGAACUGGAAGAUAAACUAAAUGUGAGAGCUACGAACACUUACAGAAAAGUUGUUCUGAAUGCCACCUAUAUAUCGGUACAGGGAGGUAGGUUAAUCGGUGGCUGGGAAGAUAAUCCCUUUAAAGGUGAAUUACACAUUGUUCUUAGAGGAAAUCAUUCUACUCCAGAAUGGCCUCUUCCAGAAGGACCAAAUCAAGGAUCAAAGGUCUUAGGGGUCUUUGGUGAGCUGGAUCUUCAUGGAGUCCCACGUGCGAUAUAUAAAACUAAACUCUCAGAGACUGCAGAAUCAGGCUCCAAAAUCCUCUCUCUGAUGGAUGCUGUGGAUUGGCAGGAGGGAGAAGAGAUUGUGAUAACAACCACAAGCUAUGAUUUCCACCAGACAGAAACUAGAAGUAUUGUCAAAAUCUUGCAUGACCACAAAAUUCUUGUUCUCAAUGAAACCCUUUCCUAUACUCACCUUGCUGAAAGACACCGAAUUCCUGAAACAGGUCAGAGCUACACCUUAGCAGCUGAUGUUGGAUUGUUGAGUAGAAACAUCAAAAUACUUGGUGAAGAUUACCCAGGUUGGUUCAAGGAAUCUUUUGGUGCACGCGUUCUGGUCAGCUCAUUCACUCAAAAUAUGAUGACGUUUAAAGGAAAUGCAAGAAUAAGUAAUGUGGAAUUUUAUCACAGCGGGCAAGAAGGCUUUAGGGAUAGCACAGAUCCAAGAUAUGCGGUAACAUUUCUCAACCUAGGACAGAAUGCUGAGCGUGGUUCAUCUUACAUUCGAGGCUGUGCUUUUCACAAUGGCUUUUCUCCAGCAAUUGGUGUAUUUGGAACAGAUGGAUUAGACAUAGAUGAUAACAUCAUUUACUUUACAGUGGGGGAAGGCAUACGAAUAUGGGGUGAUGCCAACAGAGUCCGAGGAAAUUUGGUAGCACUUUCUGUUUGGCCGGGAACCUAUCAAGACAGAAAAGACCAAAGUUCAACUCUCUGGCAUGCAGCAAUUGAGAUAAAUAGAGGGACAAAUACGGUCGUACAAAAUAACAUCGUAGCUGGAUUUGGAAGGGCUGGUUAUCGCAUUGAUGGUGAACCUUGCUCAAGUCCAUCUAAUCCCACGGAAAAGUGGUUUGACAACGAAGCCCAUGGAGGAUUAUACGGCAUUUAUAUGAACCAGGAUGGCCUUCCUGGGUGCUCCCUGAUACAGGGCUUUACCAUCUGGACAUGCUGGGAUUAUGGGAUUUAUUUCCAGACCACAGAGACUGUGCAUAUCUACAAUGUGACCCUGGUUAACAAUGGAAUGGCCGUUUCUUCAAUGGUAUAUAUGCCAGCUGCUGUAUCUCAUGAAAUUUCCAGUAAAACAGUGCAAAUUAAGAACUCAUUAAUUGUUGGGAGUAGUCCUGAAUUUAAUUGCUCUGAUGUCCUAACUAAUGAUGAUCCUAAUAUCGAACUCUCGGCUGCCCAUAGAAGUUCUAGACCUCCAUCAGGUGGGAGAAGUGGGAUUUGCUGGCCUACGUUUGCUUCUGCGCACAACAUGGCACCCCGGAAACCCCACGCUGGGAUUAUGAGCUACAAUGCCAUCAGUGGCCUUUUAGACAUCUCAGGUUCAACAUUUGUUGGUUUUAAGAAUGUUUGUUCAGGUGAAACUAAUGUGGUAUUUAUUACCAAUCCUUUAAAUGAAGAUUUACAGCAUCCAAUCCAUGUCAAGAACAUACAACUCAUUGAUACUACUGAACAAUCAAAAAUAUUUAUACAUAGGCCUGAUAUAAGUAAGGUGAAUCCAUCUGAUUGUGUAGAUAUGGUUUGUGAUGCCAAAAGGAAAUCUUUGCUUAGAGAUAUGGAUGGGUCCUUUCUGGGGAAUUCUGGCUCAGUGAUACCUCAAGCAGAAUAUGAAUGGAACGGAAAUAGCCAGUUGGGAAUUGGAGACUACAGAAUUCCUAAUGUGAUGCUCACAUCCCCAAAUGGAAGUAGAAUCCCCAUCACUGAGAAAGCACCAUACAAAGGGAUUAUUAGGGAUUCAAGCUGUAAAUACAUUCCAGAAUGGCAGAGCCAUCGAUGCUUUGGUAUGGAAUAUGCAAUGAUGGUUAUUGAAAGUCUGGAUUCUGACACAGAGACUCGAAGACUUUCCCCAGUGGCUAUAGUGAGCAAUGGUUAUGUUGAUCUCAUUAAUGGCCCACAGGACCACGGCUGGUGUGCUGGAUACACGUGUCAGAGGAGGCUAUCCCUGUUCCAUAGCAUCGUGGCGCUGAACAAAUCUUAUGAAGUUUACUUCACUGGCACCAGUCCUCAGAAUCUCCGCCUAAUGUUACUUAAUGUGGACCAUAACAAGGCUGUUAUGGCUGGAAUUUUUUUCCCCACACUUCAGCGUUUGGAUGUCUACGUGAACAAUGCUUUGGUCUGCCCAAAAAAUACAGCAUGGAACUCCCAACAGAAAUACUGUGAACUGAAUAGUCGUCUCUCUGCAGACCAAGUCCUACCUAAGCUGAAUUCUACCAUUCUUGGAGAAAACUACUUCGAUAGAACCUACCAGAUGCUUUAUCUUUUGAUUAAAGGGACUAUUCCUGUUGAAAUCCAUACUACUGCAGUCAUAUUUGUUUCUUUCCAAUUACCAGCUGUAGCUGAGGAUGACUUUUAUAACUCUCACAAUCUGGUUAGAAAUCUUGCUCUGUUUCUAAAGAUACCAAGUGACAAAAUUCGUAUCAGCAAAAUCCUACGAGGGGAACAUGUACGGAGUAAGAGAUCCAUAGGACUCACCCUGGAAUUGGAGAUUGGAGACCCUCCCCCUCAGUUCCUGAGCAAUGAUACCACAGGCCAGAUGCAUGUAUCUGAACUCCAGGAAAUUGCUGGUUCUCUUGGACGAGCUGUAAUUUUAGGAAAAACCAUGAAUAUCCUUGGAUUUAAUGUCUCUUCCAUGUCUAUUAGCAAUCCUAUCCCUAACCCACAGGACUCUGACUGGAUCAAGGUGACUGCCCAGCCCGUGAAAAGGUCCGCAUUUCCUGUCCAUCAUGUGGCCUGGGUGUCCUUGCUCUCCGUGAUCACUCAGCCAGUGGCAGCACAGCCAGGACAGCCACUGUCUCAGCAGCCUUCAGUCAAGGCUGUAGAUUCUGAGGGUAACUGUGUGUCAGUUGGGAUUACUUCACUGACAUUGAAGGCAGUACUAAAAGAUGCCAGUAACAAAGAAAUCAGUGGUCUUAGUGGAAACACAACAAUCCCAUUCAUCAGCUGUUGGGCCAACUACACAGACCUCACUCUACUUAGGACAGGACAAAAUUUGAAGAUUGAAUUUAUCCUGGAGAAUAUUGCCCGGGUGCAGUCCAGGGCCUUCAGCCUGCCCACACAGCAGGUCUCAAUGGGCAGUGGCGGCAGUGGCAGUGGUGGCGGCAGCAGCGGUGGCAGCAGUAGCAAAGCAUCAUCUGUAGGCACAGCUGCUCAGGUGCUGGUGGUGGUAGUGACCUGUCUUCUGGGAAGAGCACUGCUCCUGGGAAUGUCUGUGUCUGCGGUCCCAAUCCUGGGCAGAACUGGAGGAAGAAACUGAAAUACUGCUUCAAAGGCCAGACUGAAGAAGCAAAAUAUAAGAAAU